AUUCGCCUCUCUUAAACCCUAGAAUCCACCGCCGAAGCUGCUGUAAUAACUCGCCGGACCUUUCAGAAGUAGACGGAGAAACAACCGACGUCCGGUUUCUCUCUCCGCGCUCUUUUAUUCUGAUCCGUUUCGCAUCCAGGCAGUUUUUUUGGAUUGUCGAUCAGUGAUGGCAGCACCAGCUGCGGAGACUUUGGAAUUAGUUAGCGCUGAAGUUAUCGGGAAUGCAUUCGUGAAGCAGUAUUAUCACAUACUGCAUCAGUCACCAGAGUUUGUUCACAAGUUUUAUCAGGAUAUCAGUGUUGUUGGUCGCCCUGAGGAGGAUGGCUCCAUGAGCAUCACCACCACCAUGGAAGUAAUAUAUAUCUCUAUCUCUCUCUUUGUGAAUUGAUGGUAGCAACUGGUUGGGUUGGGUUGGGUGUAUAAACUAUUCUGAAUGAGAAACAUAUCUAUUUCUAGUGCCCCUGUACUAAUGAAGUCUUGUUGAGAUUGUAAAAUGUUGGUUUUCGAAGUGUUUUUAGCUAAUUUGACCAUUCAGAACAUCAGCAAAAAAAUCAUUUCGCUCAACUAUGGGGAAUUCAUGUAUGAGAUUAAGUCGGUAGAUUCACAAGAAUCGUUUCGUGGUGGAGUUCACGUUCUCGUGACUGGCUAUGUAAGAGGAAAAGACAACAAAGUCAGCGACUUCGCACAAUCUUUCUUCCUUGCCCCACAAGACAAGGGCUACUUUGUUUUGAACGACAUGUUCAGAUAUGUGAAUAACGUCGCUGUUACUCCAGUAUUGGUCCCUGGUGUUGUGGUGCCUGUUCCUGAAGAGCCAGUUCCCAUCCCAGUUCAGGAGAAUCAUGUUUCUGAGCAGAGCACACUAUCUGUAGAAGAAGCUGUUUCUGGAGAAGUGUACCCACCGGAGAAUGGGGAUGUGCCAGUUACUGGAGAAGAAAAAGAGGAAGUUCCUGUGCCAGAGGUGGUUGAUGAGGCAUGGGGUAAUGCACAGACGGUGGUUGAGGCCCCUGCCAAAAUUGACGAAGCACCAAAGAAGUCUUAUGCUUCUAUUGUAAGUGUGACUAUUAGCUGUUCCAAGAAAUAA
Messenger RNA from Salvia splendens (bonfire salvia), 1081 nucleotides. RefSeq names its product nuclear transport factor 2. The record is from RefSeq and is a predicted model, not a curated record. Gene Ontology annotation, cellular component: ribonucleoprotein complex; cytosol. Gene Ontology annotation, molecular function: mRNA binding. Bases 494 to 1081 code for a protein of 195 amino acids. Lineage: Eukaryota; Viridiplantae; Streptophyta; Magnoliopsida; Lamiales; Lamiaceae. The transcript has 4 exons.